AUGAAGCAUGUGCUCCUACGAGUAGCCUCGUGGGGAAGCAGAGGCUCCGAGGGUGUGAGCCAGGCAGCUGGGCACCAGCAGGUCUGUGGUGCCGGCCUUGGCAUCUUCUGGCCGAGCCGUCGCUCUCACCCACUGGGCCGGGCGCCUGGGCCGUGGGCAGAGGCACGCGCCGCCCUCCGCAUGGCUGCGGACGAGAAGGGCCCCGCCGCAGGCAGGGCACCCGGCUUCGGUGAGGCGCCUCUUCCUCCCGACGCAGCGGCUCCGGCCCUCGGCUCAGGGAGCUGCGCCCCGCAGUCCCUCGCCCUGGCCCAGCCCAUGCCCGUGGGGCACCCCGACCUCAGGCUGCUGCCUGGAGAAGCCGCUUUCCAGGAUUUGACCGAAGAGCCUGUGUUGGAAAGGCCUCGUUCCACCUGCGAGGCCAUGUGGGAAAGCAGCCUCCUCUCCCUCCCCUUUCCCAGGAAGCUGUGGAUACUUGUCAAUAGCAGUCGCUUUACAGCUAUUUCGUGGAAUGAAGACGGGACUUGCAUAGGCUUCAACACGCAGCUGUUUCAAAAGGAGGUUUUGGACAGGGACGGCCUGGACAAGGUGUUCAAGAGAGACUGUAUGGAGAGCUUCGUCCACCAGCUCAAUAUCUAUGGAUUUAGGAAAGUGCGCCAGGACAAGCACAUGUCCCUCCGCCUGAACGACCUCUCCACGAAUGAGCGGCCUGCCGACGUCCUGAGCAAGUUACACUUCUACCGCAGUCCCCUGUUUAAGAGAGACUGCCCGCACCUCCUCGUGAGGAUGAAGAGGAGGGAGCACACUAAACCAGCAUCCGGGCAGGUGGGCGGCAAGCCGGCAGCCCUGGGGUACCUCCCGCCGCCCAGCACCUCGGAGCCGCAGGACGGCCUCCCACCCUAUGCUGAGGACAUCCAGGGGACCCCGAGCGACCCGGAACUCGACCAUGCCUCCGCCCUGGCCAGGACUGACUCUGUCCCUCCGGCCCCUCCUCGGACAGCAGCCGAGCCCCCCGCGCCGGAUCACAAUGCGCCGGCUCUGGCCCCUCUAGUCCUUCUAGUUCCUGUCCCGGCAGAGGUGGCCCAGCCCGCCGAGGUCCCCAGGCUCUGCUGCGCCUGGCGUCCCACCCACAUGCGUCCUCCCUGGCCUGUGCUGGGCCUGGCCGCCGCGCCCCCCCAGCUCCACAGCCAGCCCCCCCGCGCGGCUUCCGGUGGCCGCGCCACUGCCUCUCGCCCACGCUUGAUGACCGUGGUGGCCGCCAGGCCUGCCGCCUCCCCUGACCUUGAUCCCUCGGCCCCUGAGGGAUCCCUCAGGCCGAGGGAUCCCUCGGCCCCUGUGCUGCUACUACGUGGGCUCCUGCUGUUUUCCCGGAAUACCUGGCCCCUCCGGGCGGCCCACAGAAGACCCUGA
This is a messenger RNA of Mesoplodon densirostris (Blainville's beaked whale), 1407 nucleotides long. RefSeq names its product heat shock transcription factor, X-linked-like. Gene Ontology annotation, biological process: regulation of DNA-templated transcription. Gene Ontology annotation, molecular function: DNA-binding transcription factor activity; sequence-specific DNA binding. Bases 1 to 1407 code for a protein of 468 amino acids. Lineage: Eukaryota; Metazoa; Chordata; Mammalia; Artiodactyla; Ziphiidae. The transcript has 3 exons. The record is from RefSeq and is a predicted model, not a curated record.